CAGAUAUUUGUCGUGUUAUUAUUUUUAUGUCAUCAACUGAAGUUAAUUUUUUUUAUAAAAAUGUUUUAAAUUAUUAGACUAUAGAAUUUUUAAAUUUUUCAUAGUUUUUAAAAUAUUUAAUAUAAAUUUUGAAAUCAACCUUUUACAAGGUAGGAAAUCAUCUGCAGAGGGAUGAAAUUGAUUUUCCAUUUUGCAAAAUAGGACUACAAAUAAAUAAAGUUUUUUUGCAAUAUUUAUGUAGACUAUUAAAUUUUCUAUUUUUAUAUUAUUUUGAAGUUUGCCUAAAAUUUCUUUCUUAAACCAGUGAUUUUUUUGGGUUAAAGUGCAAAUAAAAAAAUUAAGAAACAAUACUUGGGUGUUGCAAUACCAAAUCUGUAUAAAAUGACGUCGAAUUGAAUGAUAAACUUGUACGUUGAUACAUAACAUAAUUAUUUAUAUUCCCAUUCUGAUAUUCAGGUAACAGUUCGUAACAUGGUAAUAAAUAUUGAUACCUAAAGGAACAAGUAUGAUAUUUGAAGGUUUAGACAUAGAGUUUGUAAAUAUUUUUAUCGCUAUAGCAGCCAUAAUAAUAGUUUAUUUUGCAUGGAAAUCAACCAACGUAAGAGAUUUACCGACAGCAGUUUUAAUAAUAGAAAACAAUAGAAGAAGACUUUUGGAAAAUAUAACAAGACCACAAACUACAAUACCAGAAAGCAUAAGUGAUACAAGAAAUCCAUCAGUAAAUCAGAGAACUGAAAUAUUGAAUAAUAUUGAAGUUCCAGCUCCUUCUUUGCAUGAUGUUUUAGAUGAAGUUUCUGAUCUUGCAUUAUCUAGUGGAUCAAGGAUAAGUUCAUCUUCAACUGGUACAAAUUCUGAAAUUUUGGAAGAUAACGAUACUGGUCCACAGGAAAUUAUUCAAAAUAUGGAUAGUACAAUUGAUGAACCUCAUUCAAGUGAAGGUAUCCGUAGAAGACGUUUAGCAUUCUAUUCUCAAGAAAAUCAAACUGAAAGUAAUUCUAAUGAAAAUGUUAUAAGAAGGGAAAAUUUAAAUUUGAAUACAAGUGGAGAUUCAACUCAUGCUGAAAACUGUUCUAAUGAAAAUAACGAGAACGAAAAUAUUUCCAAAAGUGAAUUGAGUAGAAACCAAAAUGAUCAACUAGAUGGAUUGGUUCAAACUGUUAACACUGCAAAUAAUCAAAAUAAAAGUGAUGAUGAAUUCAGAAUAAAGUUAAAGUACUUAAAUGAUGACUUAAGGCUUGUAAAAGGAAAUCCACAAGAAGCCUUAGGAGAUUUUAAAAAGAGACAUUUUAUGGUUGAAUUGGCUGCAGAAAAACUUGUGAGAUUAGUCUUUAAUGGUCAUGUGUUACAACCAGAUACCAAAACUUUACAAGCGUUCGGACUUUUUGAUAAUUGUGUGGUUCAUUGUUUGGUUCACAAAAAACCAAUGCAAACUAAUCAAAUGGAAGGAUCCAAUAUUCAGCAAGAACAUCACGAUAACCAAAACAAUAACAACAAUAAUAAUAAUAAUGCUCAACCACGUACCAGAACAUCAAAUGGGAUUAAUUUUAGAUCAGGACUGACUAACGGCCCACUUUUUGUUUAUUUUGCUGUAGGAAUCACUAGUUUGGCAAUUGUUUUUUGUUGGUAUUGCAGAUUUCAAUAUAGUUAUUUAUUUUCUUUAUAUUCAACUAUUGGUCUUAUUUUUAUGACAGCAUUAUUUCUUUUAAUUUUUCCAUUGGUUAUUCUGAUAGAAUGGGAUGCAACAGUCUAAAAUCGGUAGAAAAGUUUUUCAUAAAAUAAUUCUGUUAAUUUUUGUAAAGCUUUUUCAAAUUCAAUUUUCUUUUUUCCUUUUUUGAACAUAUUUUUGUUUGGACUUAUGUUAAUUGCUUUAUAUUUAAAAAAAAAAAUACAAAUUACAAAAUCCUUUACUAUAUUUAAAAUUUAUGUAAUUUGAAUUAAAAAUUGUAAAAGAAAAUAACAAAAUAUAAUUAGGAAAUAUUGGAAUGUGAUUUUGUUCAAUAAUGUGCAAAUAUACAAUACAUAUGUUAUUCUUGAAAUAAAAAUAUUAAUAAAAUU
Condylostylus longicornis is the source of this 2055-nucleotide messenger RNA. RefSeq names its product transmembrane and ubiquitin-like domain-containing protein 1. The transcript is spliced from 6 exons. Gene Ontology annotation, molecular function: protein binding. The record is from RefSeq and is a predicted model, not a curated record. Lineage: Eukaryota; Metazoa; Arthropoda; Insecta; Diptera; Dolichopodidae. The coding region runs from base 506 to 1750 and encodes 414 amino acids.